Dromaius novaehollandiae (emu) is the source of this 1509-nucleotide messenger RNA. RefSeq names its product gamma-2-syntrophin-like. Bases 1 to 1224 code for a protein of 407 amino acids. The transcript is spliced from 11 exons. The record is from RefSeq and is a predicted model, not a curated record. NCBI's taxonomy places the organism in Eukaryota, Metazoa, Chordata, Aves, Casuariiformes, Dromaiidae. Gene Ontology annotation, molecular function: structural molecule activity. Gene Ontology annotation, cellular component: intracellular anatomical structure; dystrophin-associated glycoprotein complex.
AUGGUCCUCAGACCAAAGCACAAGGUAGAGUGUGUAAGAGUGUCCAGCACAGCCCUGGCCUUCGGACUCUGCGGUUGGACUAAAACUGGUAUUGCAUUGUUGUAUGAUGAAGUAUCUGAAAAUGCCUAUGACAUCCGACUGAAGCUUACAAAAGAGGUAUUAACAAUUCAAAAACAAGAUGUCGUCUGUGUUAGUGGAAGUGAUCACAGUGCAAAUGUUAAUGGUAUUAAUGUAGAAAGUGCUACCCAUGAAGAAGUGGUGGUCCUAAAGGGUUUAGGUACUUUGAUAAUACUCUUAAACAGUACAAAAAUUCUCAGCUUUUUAGCAUUGCAGGAACAAGGAUUGAAUUACUGUAGUAAAGAAUCUAUUUUAAUUGAUUGUAAGAGCAACAUUGAAAAAUUAGAUUAUGUGAGGUCAGUGAUUGCUAAUGGGAUACAGAAUCGUUCCCUCCUCCAGGUCAGCAGCUCACAUCUGUCCCAGGCUCCAUCAUCACCUUCUUCACCCAUAGCUAAUGAACCAAAAUACGAGAAGCGCUGGCUAGACACCUUAUCAGUUCCUCUGUCGAUGGCUCACAUCUUGAGGUACAAAGCUGGAACAGAUAAAUUAAGAUCUAAUGCAUUUGAAGUGCUGGCACUCGAUGGAGUUAGUACUGGGAUACUUCAGUUAUAUACAGCCCAGGAGAGUGCUGACUGUCUGAGAGCAAUAUCAACUAACAUCAGUGAUUUGACACUUCAAAAUAUGAAAAUGACAAAUAAAUGCUGUUCUCCCUCAGACCAGGUCAUACAUAUGGGAUGGGUAAAUGAGAAACUUGAAGGAACUGAUUCAUCUCAGCUCUACAAAUUCAAGUUUCUGGCACUGAAGGGUUCAUCCUUCUACAUUUUCAGCACUCCACCGGUAAGCACACUAGACUGGGUACGAGCUGAAAAAAUCUAUAACCUCUGUGAGGUUCUGUUUAAAAUUCACAAGACGAAGAGUCACAUACUGAAACAUGUCUUUCAGCUCUGGCUUGCUGAUGAUUGCUGGCUACAAGCAAACUUGUAUUUAGGUAUUCAUCAAGACUAUGAUCUUGAAGACCAGAGGCCAUACUGUUUCAGUGUUAUGGUUGGACAUGGCAAGAGUCAUUAUUUCAAUGUAGAGCUUGGCAGUGAGUUGGCAGUGUGGGAGAAAUCUUUUCAAAGAGCAAUUUUCUUGGAAGUUCAAAGAACAGGGGUAAGUAAUGAAUAAUUUGAAUCCUGGAGCCAUUUCAUCAGUAAAAUAUUCUGUAACAAAUUUUAGCAAAGUUACUGCAUAUGUUUAAUAAUUGUUUCAGAUUAAUAUGCACUGUGAGUAAAGAUCUGAGUAUACUUUAAUACACCAAAGGCUUCUGAAAGCUUCAUCAUCACAUAAAUAUUUAUCUGUCUAUGACUGUGUGAUAACACUGUAUGAGUAUAUUAUGACAGUUUGAAAAUUAGAAGUAGUAAUGUAUAAAUUUACUUUGAUUACAAUAAACUGGAAAUUGAUACAUUCUGC